Molecule: messenger RNA, 1245 nt
Organism: Saccostrea echinata
Lineage: Eukaryota; Metazoa; Mollusca; Bivalvia; Ostreida; Ostreidae
Product: beta-1,3-galactosyltransferase 5-like
Exons: 2
Coding region: 26-1207 (393 amino acids)
Cellular component (GO): membrane
Molecular function (GO): hexosyltransferase activity
Source: RefSeq, a predicted model, not a curated record
CGAUGUGGGAAGAUAAGAGCGUCAGAUGAGGAGGGAGGGGAGUAUUUUCCUGGGAGGACAGAGCGCGCGGCUGGACCACUACCUCCUUAAGCUUCAGGGGACAGCUGACAAGAUGGAUACCGACUCUAUGAAGACGAUCCGGAAUUGUCGUAUAAAUUCUAGGACUCUAGGAUUUCUAGUAUUUGUUAUUUUAAUCAUUGGUUUAAUACUCAUAAAGAACUUUCACUUCCGGAACUCUGGUCGAAGAUGGCGACCGGUGAAUUUAGUUCCGGUAGAGAAAUGUAUAGGCAGCAAAUGCGUCCAAUCCAACGAUACUUCUGCUGGAAUGAAAUACGCCUUGUAUUUCCAACCCAGGAAAACGAAAGUAAAUAAAUUUGUUUAUAGAUUUAUGAAUCAACCGAAGAAUGUAUGUGAUCCAUACUAUCCACCAGCUCUGAUGAUUUUAGUACCUUCUUCGCCUUCCCACGUGGAAGAGCGUAAAGCGAUCCGUGCUACUUGGGGUAGUGUGUCCAAUGGGGGUAAGUGGCCCCUUCAGUCCAUCAAAGGAAAAGCCAAGCUUGUUUUCUUAUUAGGCAUCAUCGAAAACAUCACAACUCUUCAAACAAUUCAGGAGGAGGUGAUUGAAUACAAUGAUAUAGUGCAGUGUGAUUUUCUUGACACCUAUCAAAAUCUGUCUCUAAAAAUUCUGUCCGGAAUCCGAUGGACAUACCUAAACUGCCCGGAUGCCAAGUUCAUUCUGAAGGCUGAUGACGACACUUUUGUUCACCUGCCCCUCCUCAUAGCUACUCUGGAGGGAUACUACCACAAAGUAGAUAGGAACGGUGUUAUAUUUGGAAAUAUUAAUGGUGACGCUAAAGUCAGGCGGCGGGGGAUGUGGACAGUCAGCGAGAACAACUAUCCGUUUCCUCAUUUUCCACCAUACGCUUACGGAAAUACUUACGUCAUUUCCGCUAACAUUGCCUCGCGAAUAUUUAGUGCUUCAGAAUACAUGCCCUAUAUACCUAUAGAGGAUGCCUACAUAACAGGUAUCCUGGCUAAAGUUAUAGACGCUCGACACGUCUAUGUCCCAGGAUUUACAUUUUGGUUGGAUUACAAACCGAAUUAUUGUGAUUUUGUCAAUGAUAAUAGAAUAUCUGCUACCAAAGUUAAUUUUAAAUACAUGUAUUACCUUUGGGAUAAAAUACGCUCUGAAGAAACUGAUUGUUGAAUCCACUGGGUUAUAAAUAAAAUUUUCAUUGGAUCUCA